AUGAAGACGUCGCAGGCACAGAACCCACCACAGCCCGAUCCGAGUCUGACAUCCCCGUCAAGCACAACUUCAUCUGGGCCGAAGCUGUUCCACGCUGACGCUAUGCCCGAAGCUGCCAUCGGCGCCGGUGCAACGCAGUCUCUCCUUCUAGGAGGUUACUACCAUAGCAACCAUCCCGGCCUAAGCGACUCGGAAAUCCAACAUCGUCGGCGUCUUUUCUGGCAAGCCUACAUCUUUGACCAUGACUUGAUGCUACGGAUUGGGAAGCCGCCUCUAAUCACUGAUAACUUCCUCGUUGACUUGCCCGAAGAGUAUCCCUUGGACUGCUAUGGCUUCUUUUACUAUCCGGGCGACGUCGUUCUCAACUACUUUCGGCAGGAAGUCAAGCUAGCACAAAUCCAGGGCCGAAUUUACUCAAGACUGUAUCUGAACAGCCCGACGUCAGCGACUGCCCUAGAAUCUGAAAUUAGCCUCCUGGAUAGAGAGCUCCAGGAAUGGCGGGAUAGUAUCCCCGAAAUGAUUCGCCCGAAGCAGUCAGGUGCCUCUCUGGAUGAUGACAAUCAUGCUAGGUUGAUGGCAUUGAGUGUCUUGCACUUCGUGUACUUCCAGUUGGUGGUAGCAGUUCAUUCGGCGGCGCUUAGAAUGCCAUUGUCUGCGCAGGACAUGGACUUUCUGCGCCCCAGCGUUGCUAUCUGCGUCAAUGCUGCUCGUGGGGCUGUAUCACUCUUGAACUACCACCACAUCGACCAUCCCUUCACAAUGUUAGUAGCACCUCAAUGGAUAGACUGCCCGGCCAUACUGACUCAGACCAGAUACCUUCUUUAUCAGGUAGCUUGGAGCGUCGACAUUCUCUUCAUCAAUAUCAUCGAGAACAAGACGUCCGCCACAGCGGCACAGGAUAUCGAGCUGAUCAAACUCGUCCUCUCGUUCUACGAAAGGUAUGACGUGAACCACCAGAAGAUUGCCUCCUACCACAUCAUCAAGGCAUUGUACGAAGUAGCAGUAUCUGUUGUCGUGGAUCCACCAAACGCGGUGCAGGAACCCCUCGGCACAGCUCUCAAUGGUCUGAGCUUGACCAUAGACAAGGGUAAUGGAAAUGAAGAGUUUGUGCCUGUUCUCCCGGUCCCUGAAGCAAUUGACCAGGACAACUGGGAGGGCAUAUCCCACGGUAGCCAUAACUGGCUCUCGGCUGGAUUCUUGCAAAUAGUCGAUUGGAGUUUGCCACCAGAUAGCAUGAUUGAUGGCAAUCUGUGA
Messenger RNA from Colletotrichum chrysophilum, 1254 nucleotides. RefSeq lists its product as uncharacterized. Gene Ontology annotation, biological process: DNA-templated transcription. The record is from RefSeq and is a predicted model, not a curated record. NCBI's taxonomy places the organism in Eukaryota, Fungi, Ascomycota, Sordariomycetes, Glomerellales, Glomerellaceae. The transcript is spliced from 2 exons. Bases 1 to 1254 code for a protein of 417 amino acids. Gene Ontology annotation, molecular function: DNA binding; zinc ion binding.